AUGUCUCACCAGCUUCGAUAUACGGAGUCAAUCUCCAACAAGACAGAGGCGGAUCAACUAUCAUACGAACCGUUGGGAUAUGGAAAUACAUUUUUGUGUCUGCCCAAGUCGCCGGGCUGCUUUGCCGGCGAUGUUCCUUUUGACUCCUCUACUAGAGGCAUGGGAGACAUCGAUGUGUUGAAGACAACUGCAUCAGACCUCAAAGACAUGCUUAACAAAGGACUGAUAACGUCUCGUGCUAUAGUUCAAACUUAUUUGGGCCAAAUCAAGCGACAUAACUCCCAAGGAAUGGUGCUAAAUGCACUCAUCGACGUUGCUCCGGAAGAGGUGCUCCUGGGAUUUGCGGAUGUUUUGGAUGCCGAGAGAGCUGCAGGCAACCUCCGUGGAGACUAUCAUGGGAUACCAAUCGUACUAAAGGACGUGAUAAACACCGACCCAUCUCUUGGAAUGAGAACAACACUAGGCUCAUAUGCCAUGGUCUCCGCAAAACCUGCCAGGAACGCAUUAGUAGUUGACGUGCUUCUCGGACAAGGACUAAUUGUUUUGGCAAAAGCAAAUCUAUCAGAGUUUGGAACCAAUAAAUCUGGGUCUUCUCCCAUAGGCUGGUCCCCAAUUGGCGGCCAAACCCAGUCUCCUUACAUCGCUGGGGGGGCCAUACCUGGUGACACUUUACUCGGACAUAGUAUGCCAGGAGGCUCUUCCAGUGGUUCCGCAGCCUCCGUUGGAGCCGGUUUCACUCCAUGGUCUAUUGGAGUAGAAACGGAUGGAUCUGUCCAAACCCCAGCUAGUCGAGCAUCACUAUUCGCCUUGAAGCCGACAAUAGAUAUGGUUUCGGGUGAUGGGGUCUUUAAGCUGACAAAUGCCUUUGACAGUCUUGGAGGAAUGGCCAAAACAGCGCAAGAUCUUGCAGCCCUGACUGAGAUUCUCUUUCUCACAGUGCCUGGCAGUCCACUGGCCGGAAAGAGUUUGACAGCAGAGUUUUCGAGCUCUCUCAAUGGGCUCCGUCUAGGAUUUGGCGAACUGGAUGAUUGGCAGUUCCCCUCAACGAUUCUUGAGCCGGACGAAAUGUACCUGCAGCAGCGACGAGACCACUGGAAUCACGCAAUGAGCGAGUUAGAGCGCCUAGGAGCGAAAAUUGUUUCUCCAAUCAAGAUCAAGAAGCCUUCCGAGUACACCUUUGAAGGUCAAAGCAGCUACCAAGUGAUUCGCUAUGGCGGUUGGAAGCGUAUCGUUGCUGAUUAUCUACAUAAUCUGGCAGAGACUAAGGUCCAUUCGCUCGAAGAUAUUGUGGAAUUCAGCAAACAGAACCCUGGCCUGGAGUUUUCUGACGUUUGCCCGAAUCAAAACUCCUUAGUCAAUAUAUUAAAGUAUAAUAUUCCCGCCUCUGUAGUGGAUGAUGCCGUUAGAGACGUCCGCCAAGCCGCCGGUCCCGAGAGUAUAGACCGCGUACUGGAGGAAUAUGAUAUCGACGCUAUCAUAGCGCCGACUGAUAGCGAUAUCCAUAAGCUCGCGUCCUUUUCAGGUUAUCCUAUGGGCACUAUGCCCCUAGGCUAUCUGCUUCCUAGUGGGCGCCCUCAUGGGUUAAGCAUCUUCACAUCCAAAUACAAUGAUGCACUGAUACUUCGAAUCAUGCACGUUUAUGGGACGAUGUCAUUUACUAGGAAGGUACCAUCUCCGCUGGAAGCAGAUUCGAUCGGAAAGGCAUCUAUUUGA
Trichoderma aggressivum f. europaeum is the source of this 1713-nucleotide messenger RNA. RefSeq lists its product as uncharacterized. The transcript has 10 exons. The record is from RefSeq and is a predicted model, not a curated record. The coding region runs from base 1 to 1713 and encodes 570 amino acids. Lineage: Eukaryota; Fungi; Ascomycota; Sordariomycetes; Hypocreales; Hypocreaceae.